Aspergillus fijiensis CBS 313.89 is the source of this 1662-nucleotide messenger RNA. Its product is annotated as Gfo/Idh/MocA family protein. Lineage: Eukaryota; Fungi; Ascomycota; Eurotiomycetes; Eurotiales; Aspergillaceae. The transcript has a single exon. The record is from RefSeq and is a predicted model, not a curated record. The annotation marks the transcript as partial. Gene Ontology annotation, molecular function: nucleotide binding.
CCUCUCUUAUCCUCCACUCUUCCUUCUGUCAAUCCUUCUCCCCGCCCGCUCCGGUUCCUCGUCAUCGGUGCGGGAUCGCGGGGAAAUGCGUAUGGACGGGCGGUGACCAGCUCCACUGCGGGGAUCAUCCAUGCUGUCGCCGAACCCCAUCCCUUCAAACGUCGCCAAUUCGGCCGCAACUACAUCUGGGGCCCCAACAAUCACUCCCAAGAUGGGCAGGAAUUUGCUGACUGGCGCGACUGGCUCGCCUGGGAGGUCCGUCGUCGCGAGCUGGCCUCGAAUCCCAUCCGUCAACCUUCAUCUACUGGAGCCGCGGCAGCAGCAGGGGUAGACGGAGUCUUCAUCUGCACCCUCGACGAGACGCACGCGGAGAUCAUCCACGCCAUUGCGCCUCUGCGCCUGCACAUCCUGUGCGAGAAGCCGCUCGCCCUCUCCCUGACCGACUGCCUCAGCGUCUACCGCGCCCUGCAACCCCACACCGCCACCACUAUCUUCUCCAUCGGCCACGUCCUGCGCUACAGCCCGCACAACAUCCUCCUCCGGCGCCUGCUCCUCACCGACCGCGUCAUCGGCGACAUCGUCUCCCUGGAGCACUGCGAGCCCGUGGGCUGGUGGCACUUCGCCCACAGCUACGUCCGCGGCAACUGGCGGCGCGAGACGCCCGCGGGCGACGGCUCGCUGCUGACCAAAUCCUGCCACGACAUCGAUUUCCUCAUGUGGCUCCUCUCUGCACCCCCAGAAACAAGCACACACACAACGACACCGCAACCGCAACCGCAACCGCACCAACCCCGCACCAUCACCUCCACCGGCUCACUCACCCAGUUCCAAGCGCACCGCAAACCCCCGGCCGCCGGCGCCGCAAUCAACUGCCUGUCCUGCCCCGCCGAACGGGACUGCAAAUACAGCGCCGUGAAGAUCUACGACGAGCGGCACGUGGCGCGCGGCGACUUCGACUGGCCCGUCAAUAUCGUGUGUCCGGACAUCGAGGACGUCGUCGCGCCGUACCUUGCUCUUUCGGAAGCUUCCCCCAACCCCAACCCCACAAACACAAACGUCACCUCUGAAGCAAGAGCAGCAGCGUCCGCGCACCUCCGCGCCCGUCUCCGCGCCUCCCGCCCUCUCUCCCGGAACGAACCAGGCGGUCCCCCCUCCUACGGCCACUGCGUCUACGAAGCCGACAACAACGUCUGCGAUGACCAGGUCGUCACCAUCAAAUGGGAUGAUCAAGCAAAUCAGCAGCAGACGGCGACGGCGACGGCGUCGGCCAAAACCGCCGUGUUUCAUAUGAUCGCCCCGACGGAGCGGCAGUGCGAGCGGCGCGGCCGGGUCUACGGCACCGAGGGCGAGCUGGCGUACGACGGGCGGCGGAUCGAGUUCUUCCGGUUCGCGACGGGGGCCACAACCGUCAUCGACGUGCCGAAGCAGCCGCCGGAGGAGGAGAAGGCGCACGGUGGUGGGGACUAUGGGCUGGCGCGCGGGUUCGUGGCGGCCGUGGACGCGGUGGUGAAUGGUGGCUGGGCGGCCGAGAAGGCGCAGAGCCGGUUUGUCGAGUGUACGUUGGAGGAGGCGGUGCGGAGUCAUGCGGUGGUGUUUGCGGCGGAGGAGGCCAGGCGGGAGGAGAAGGUGGUGAGGUGGGCUGAGUGGUGGGAGGGGAAGUUG